AUGAACCCUAUUCUGAAGAAAGAUUUUGAGUACAUGAGGUCAGUUCCGUUCAGUGGUCAUAUCACAGGUGGGAUGAGGCCUGGAAAGAAGAUCAUUGUGAUGGGGAUAGUGAAUCCCGAGCCUGACAGCUUUGACAUCAGUCUGGCCUGUGGGUGUGGCACAGUGGAUGAGGCUCCUCCCACUGACGUGGCAUUGGAGCUCUGUGCCAAGUUCGAGGACCUCCAGUUCCUACGUAAGGCCUGUGUUUCGGGCACCUGGGGUGACGCUGAGAAGCUCAUCCCCUACUUCCCCUUCAUCGAGGACCAACCUUUCCGGAUCGAGAUCCAUUGUGAACUACUGCGUUUCCGUGUAUUUGUGGAUGGACACCAGCUCUUUGAUUUUUACCACCGGGUGCAAUCCUUACUGGACAUUGACACAUUAAGGAUUAAUGGUAGUUUAACCAUUACCAAACUCGGAUAGAGGGAAGAAGGACUGUGUAGGAUGCACCGUACAGAAGUGGUGAUGGAACCUUGCCUCCCACAAUCCUCACACUUAGCAACAAUGUGGACAUCGACUUGAAAGCAAUGUCUUAGCCUCUUUGAGCCUCAGCUGACAAAAUCGAUUGCAAAGCAAUGUUCUGUCCCUGGAUUUUCUAUAGGAUGUAGCCUACAUAUUUCUGUUAGUCGUGAUUUAUUUUUUGUUUCAUGGUAUUGAGUGCUGUUGGUUUGAGAUGGUCAUGAAAUAAAAAAGCUUCCAGGGUAAAAAGAAAACUUUAAAAGAUCAGAGAUCUUGAGCAAUACAUUUGUUGGUGUUAAUGAAAGCUCUCAGGAGGAAUUACAUACGCACACAUACUGCUCUGAACAUGAGGAUGAAAAUGACAUUUAAAUAAAGGACAUAGUGUGUCCUUUAUUUUUUUACAUUUUGAUUAUAUUGAUUAACUUAUAACUACAAUAUACUACACAUUUCAGUAUGAUAUAAUAUUUAAGUGUAAUUGGAAAUUAAUAAUUGAGUGGUUAUGAAGUAAUUAAUAAUUCUGUGGGGUAUUAUGCUUACACGGUGACCUUUCAGUUCUUCAAUAAUUAAAUUACAUUUCUUUUGUAUCAUGGCAUAUUACAAUAAUUUCAUGAACUAUGCCAGUAGAUUAUAUUGCAGGGGCACAGGUUAUUAUUAAAGAGUAGAAUGGUGAUUUUCUAUUCCCUCGCCUUGAUGCUUGACAAUGUCUGUGUACGUUGAGAAGCUCUUUCAGUGGCCUAUUCAUUUUCAAUUAAAAUAUUUGAAUGUGUCAUAAAUUAA
This is a messenger RNA of Oncorhynchus kisutch (coho salmon), 1272 nucleotides long. RefSeq names its product galectin-related protein A-like. Gene Ontology annotation, molecular function: carbohydrate binding. NCBI's taxonomy places the organism in Eukaryota, Metazoa, Chordata, Actinopteri, Salmoniformes, Salmonidae. The record is from RefSeq and is a predicted model, not a curated record. The transcript has 4 exons. Bases 1 to 459 code for a protein of 152 amino acids.